Messenger RNA from Jaminaea rosea, 224 nucleotides. RefSeq lists its product as hypothetical. The transcript has 5 exons. The record is from RefSeq and is a predicted model, not a curated record. The coding region runs from base 1 to 204 and encodes 67 amino acids. NCBI's taxonomy places the organism in Eukaryota, Fungi, Basidiomycota, Exobasidiomycetes, Microstromatales.
AUGAUCGACUCGCUUGUCAAGAAGGAAAACACCAUCCUCCAGCGCCAGCGCAUCUACCAGGCGGACACCAGGCCCGUCUACCAGCGUCUCCCUCGCUCCAGGAUGUACAUGACCGUCUACAUGGCCUUCUUCACGCUGGGCAUGAUCGGCACCACUGGCGGCCUUAUCAACGCUGCUAGGGGCAAGAAGGCUGGUGACUCGUAGAUGUGGUGCUAGCAUACACG